AAGAGUUUUAUGCAAUAAAUAAUAUAAGAGUAAACCCAAAAAAGUCAAAGCUGAUAGUAUUCAAUCCGAGUAUAGUUAAGCAGCAAAGCCCAGUCCACCUUGAUUACAAAAAAGGCCAAACUCUUAGUACAAUUAACCAUCAAGACAAUAAAAAACAAGAAGCUCACACUAAGCCAACUGGUUUAUUUGAAGAAUAUGUACCUGAUUCCAAAGCUAUGUUAUAUGCUACAAGUAUCUAA
Molecule: messenger RNA, 239 nt
Organism: Dentiscutata erythropus
Lineage: Eukaryota; Fungi; Glomeromycota; Glomeromycetes; Diversisporales; Gigasporaceae
Source: the annotation of a GenBank genome assembly